ACUACUAUUUUACGACUAAAGUUAUGUAUUUCUAAGAUUGAAUCCGCUUGCACAAAAUCUUGGGCCCACCACUGGUCGAACCCCAUCCAGAGGCACUGGCCACUGAGCUGCGGCCAGGUUCAGUCUGGCCUGGCUCCUUGCCUCCCUUAUCUGCAGUGCCGCGGCCCUUUGGGGAGUUGUUGUGGCGGCGUUAAAGGUCUGUUGGGUGCAGCUCGCACCCCAGUGGACCGAAAGACUGCUUGCACUUGCCUGAAAUCAGCUGCUAAUGCUAUUACGGGAAUUAAUAUAGGUAAAGUUGCUGGACUCCCUAGUGCUUGUGGCGUUAACAUUCCCUACAAGAUCAGUCCCUCUACUGACUGCUCCAGAUUGAGAUGGAUAAAUUUGUCGUAAAGAUGAAUUAUUCUCAACCAAGUUCUAGUGUGCAAUUAUUGAGUCAGGCGAUACCUCCAGAAAUUCGUGCGAAUGUCAAUCUUUCUCAUCUUAUCGACGAGCUUGACUCAGAAUCAUUUAGCACCGACCCAGGAGAAAGAAUACACAUUGCUAAUUAUAGCCCUCGAUUACGAGAUGAGGUGAGGAGAUAUUACAUUCAAAAUGGGCCUUGUCAACCUACCAAUCAUCAAUUUCCUAAAACUACAAUAGGAGGGAGAAUGCGCCAAUUUAAACCAAGUUGGUUCAAAAGUUCAUUUUCAAGAUGGUUGGAGUAUAGUGUGAAAAACGAUGCCGCAUAUUGUCUAUGUUGUUAUUUGUUCAAAAAUGAAUGCGUUCAUGGAAGUGCGGGUGAAUGUUUUAUAAAAAGUGAUUUUAGGGCUUGGAAUAAGGCUUUUGAAAGGUUC
Nicotiana tabacum (common tobacco) is the source of this 833-nucleotide messenger RNA. The record is from RefSeq and is a predicted model, not a curated record. Lineage: Eukaryota; Viridiplantae; Streptophyta; Magnoliopsida; Solanales; Solanaceae.